Molecule: messenger RNA, 171 nt
Organism: Entamoeba nuttalli P19
Lineage: Eukaryota; Evosea; Mastigamoebida; Endamoebidae
Product: ribosomal L40e family protein
Exons: 1
Coding region: 1-171 (56 amino acids)
Biological process (GO): translation
Cellular component (GO): ribosome
Molecular function (GO): structural constituent of ribosome
Source: RefSeq, a predicted model, not a curated record
AUGGGUAUUGAACCAGCAUUAGAAGCUAUUGCUAGAAAAUAUAAUUGUGACAAAAUGAUUUGCAGAAGAUGCUAUGCUAGACUUCCUCUCAGAGCUACUACUUGCAGAAAAAAGAAGUGUGGACAUUCAGGAGAUCUUAGACCAAAGAAGAAGAUCCAAUCAAAGAAAUAA